Gavia stellata (red-throated loon) is the source of this 894-nucleotide messenger RNA. RefSeq names its product immunoglobulin kappa light chain. The record is from RefSeq and is a predicted model, not a curated record. The transcript is spliced from 6 exons. Bases 1 to 894 code for a protein of 297 amino acids. NCBI's taxonomy places the organism in Eukaryota, Metazoa, Chordata, Aves, Gaviiformes, Gaviidae.
AUGCUGCUGCUGGCAGCGCUUGUGGCCACAGCCGCUUGGUCUUAUGGAUAUGCACAAAAAAUUCCCGUGCAGAGCCCUCUGUCAGUCACCAAGUCUAAAGGAAGUGUACACCUGAAAUGUCACUUGGAAAACAAUGAUUUUGAUAGCACCAUCAUACACUGGUAUCAACAGAAGGCGAAUAAAGCUCCAGAGAGGAUUCUCUACUUCUCACAGGGAAAAUCAGUAGAUGAGGGCUUCCAAGCGCACAGGUACAGGGUUGAAAAGCUUUCUAACCAGAAACUGUGUACUCUUACAAUAAACGAUAUAACUCCAGACGACACUGCUACCUACUACUGCGCCUACUGGUACAGUCACUAUUACAAAGUCUUUGGAACUGGCACAAAGCUUAUUGUUUCCGACAAAGGAACUUCACUGGCAAACGCUGAAAUCCUGCAGAAGAAACAUGAAAAUCAGAUAACAUAUGUUUGCCUUAUUGAGAAAUUCUACCCAGAAGUUAUUCGGGUGACAUGGAUCGAUGAAGAAAAUAAGGAGAUAACAGACAACGUAGUAAUAGGAGACACUUGGAAGGACACAAAAGAGGAUGCAUACUCAAUCGGCAGCUGGUUAACCGUACCAGCGGAGACCAAAGACAAGAAAUAUUACUGCAAAUAUGAGCAUGAAAACAAAGAGGAGUCACUGCCAACACAAGAUGCUGCAAGCACUGCUCCUCCAGAAGAGGACUGUAGCCCAUCGCCUGGAAACAGCACAGUUUUUAAUAGAGAUCACUUAAUGCACAGGACAGCAUAUUUAGUGUACAUCGUCCUUCUUCUGAAGAGCUCCAUGUAUUAUCUCAUCAUACUCUUCUUCAUGUACAGAAUGUGGGCUCCAACCAAGCACCAAGGAAAGAAAGCGUAA